This is a messenger RNA of Aspergillus terreus NIH2624, 765 nucleotides long. RefSeq lists its product as uncharacterized. The coding region runs from base 1 to 765 and encodes 254 amino acids. Lineage: Eukaryota; Fungi; Ascomycota; Eurotiomycetes; Eurotiales; Aspergillaceae. The record is from RefSeq and is a predicted model, not a curated record. The transcript has a single exon.
AUGAACAAGAAGCUACCAGAAGAGGUAGAAGCUUACCUUGACGAAAUAGUCCAGCGUCUCACCCAUUACCUGAAAGACCAGCUCGUCGGGGUGUAUCUCUUUGGGUCAGCGGGUUAUGGCGCCUACGAGUCUGGCCUCAGCGACCUUGACGUGCAGGCUAUCGUAAAGGAUCCGCUUGACACCGUUGAUAAGGAGGCAAUUAUAUGCCGCUUGAAUCAGGCUGCCUUGCCUUGCCCGGCUACCAAACUCGAGUUUGUCAUCUAUGCUCACAGCGCUGUGUAUCCGGCCAGCCGUCAUCCUCGGUUCGAAUUAAAUCUGAACACAGGACGUCACCAGCCUGAUCACAUUAGCCUUGAUCCCGCGAACGAGUCAAGCCACUGGUUCUUGCUCGAUAUUGCUAUGGGGCGCGAACUUGGCCGUAGCCUGCACGGCCCCGAUACCACCGACGCUUUCGGCGCGAUCCCCCAACGCUGGAUUUUGGAAGCCAUCGGGAACUCGCUCGACUGGCACCAAGCAAACGAACUCAACUCGGCCAACAGCGUUCUCAACGCUAGUCGGGCCUGGCGAUUCAUCGUCACAUGCGAAUUUUCUUCGAAAUUGGACGGGGCCAAAUGGGCCAUGCAACAACAGGGCUGUCCGGACAUUGUGAGCCGUGCCAUUGCAGCGCGCAAAACAGGAGACGAACUCCCUACGGCGCAGGUCCUGAGGCUUUACGAUAUUGUUAUAGCAGCCAACCGUGCCAAAAUCGCGACAGAUAUUGAAUGA